CUGCAUGGCUGCUAGGAGCUCCUCCCACCUCCUGGUGCUCUCUGCUCUCUGCUGCUGCUGCUGCUGCUGCUGCUGCAGAGGACUCAACACUCCACCUCUGCACACUGUAUCAGCAGCAACACCACCACCACCACCACCAGCAGCCAGUCUCCCGGGUCAUUAACCUGUCGCAUGUGGGACACCUGAAGACAGGCGGAUAUCAGCUCUUGUGGGAUUUAGAAGAGCACACGACACAGUUGUGUUGUUGAAUGAUUUAGUGUGUUUUUCUUUCUUUUUCGGGAGAGCUUUUGUGUUGCCAGGGAAGAGGCAGUGUGAGCAGCCAUGAUGGUCCAUCCAGUAUCUGCCACAUCCCUCAACAGCCACUUCUGACCGAACCCGAUUUAGCAAACCAAAGAUGUCAGCGUGCAGCGACUUUGCAGAACACGUGUGGAAACCCGGCUCUUGCAAGAACUGCUUCCACCCACUUAGUGCACACCACAAGACUGUCGGCGGCCUGGAUGGCAGUGUGCCAGCCGCUUGUUUGAAGAGCGUCCUGGGAAGCGAUGAAGAAGCUGGAGUAACGGCGCCUUCACCCUACAGCAAGCCAACCAUCGCUGUCAAACCCACCAUGAUGAGCCUCGACACCAAUGAGUCGAUGACGGACGUCAACAUGAACAUAGAGCAGGAGAACACAAAGAGCCCAGUUGAGCGUUUGGGCCUGAAGAAGCUCUUGGACCUGUCGUCUCUUUACAUCAACAGUAACGGCUGCAACAAGGCCCACAGAGAGGCGGUUCUUCAGAGUCCUGAAACCAAGUUGGACUACAACAACUGCUUCUCUCUGGCUUCCUUAUCCCCCAGCAUCCUGCCUAAAGACUCCAUGAUCAUCAGCAAUAUCUUCGUUACCCAGGAGGAGGGUAGAGGUUGUCAGAGUUUAAAGAAGAAUGCCAAUGGAGACACCUGUAGGCAGCAGAACACAACCACCACUAGAACCAAGAGCACUUAUAAUGGGAUUAGUGGGACUGCCAGGGCAAAUUGUCAGGAGUCCCAUCUCUCAUCGGUGGAGAUCCCUUUUUCUGUGGAUAUUGUCCCUUCCAGUCCUACCACAGUUCAUAGCAAUGGUAUCAGCAGUGGGAAUACUGCUACUGUUACAACUAAGACAUCCAGCACUUCUACCACUUUCUCCACUGCAGCCCAAAGUGUGGACGCCGUUAGCCACAAUCCCACGCCAUCCCUCCACUCUCCUCCCGUCCUUUCCAAACAUACCAGUCUAUCGGACUCCUCUUGUUCUUAUCAUAGUAGCACAGAUUCACUUCCUGGGGCAGAGGGGUCAGGAGGAAGACAAGUAAGGUCAGGGAGCCCCCAAGGCCCACCAGCCGUGGGUCACUCCCAGUCAGCUCCCAGCUCUCCUUAUGAACAGCCAGACUCAGAACCCAUUUACGCAGAGAGCACCAAGAAAAAGCCCAGGCUGCAAGGAAAUGGGGUGCAAUCCCAUCAUGUGUCCCCAAACCAGACUAAGAACUCAUCCCAGGAGCUUUCAGCAGAGAGUCAACGGGCCACCAUCACCGUAAUGGCCGCCCACACAGAGGCCAACAGGACUUUCUACCUGAGCAGUCCAGAUUCAGCAAUCAGCACCCAAUGCCACUUCAGCCCCACGGCACGUAAAGAGCCCAGCAGCCCGGCCUUCCGCUGGCCCAGCCCCAGCCACAGCGCACCCUCUUUGGUCACAGAAACCAGCCUUACCCCAACUCUCCACCCCAAGCCUCAGUCCAGCCCACCCAUUCCUCCGAAAAGGACCAGCCGUUCCCCCAAACUGGGCACCUCCAGCCUCUCACCGUCCACCUCGUCUCCCGUCCCUCUCCCUGAACUCCCCAUGCUUUUCCUCGUCUCUGCAAGAGAGGGCCACUUCAAGGUCCACACAGAGAACCAGAGCACAGCAGCGUCGGAACGCUGGCACAAGCCCCACAACCACAGUUCUGGCUGGAACUGUCGCAUCGAGGAAGAAGAGGAGGAGGAUGAGAGAGAGCGGAAAGAGGGGGAGAAGGAGAAGUUGGCUGCCAACCCGGGGACAACCUCUCGGGUGACGGGCCUGGUCAAUGGUGCCGCUGUCUGGAAGGAGGCCAGGGACUCGAAGGCCCACGGCAGCCCCCCUCCGAUGACAGAGCCAGGCACGGCCCCGGCCGCCCCCAACAAUGAUGCCUGUCAGGGGGAGACUGAGGGCACCGGUGCUGAGGAGGAGGGCAAGCAUAACAGAAGCAUGCCGUCCAAGCAACCGUUGCAUGGCGGCUCAUCAGAGCUGCUGGCAGCAGGGAAGGGAGCUGCCAACAACGAGCCCAAUCCACCUCCUCCCCCACCCAAGAAACUGCACAGAGUGUGUAGUAAGAUGAGUGGCAGCAACAUGGAGCUGGAUCGCUGCAGCCAACAAGGGUCAGUAGAGAGUCCUACUUCAUCUCCGCGGGGCCUGGGCAGCACCAGCCUCUCCACUUCCUCCACUGACAACCUGACUGGGGACACUGGUUCUCGGGAUGCUACACGGAUAUCUUGUUCCUCUCCAUUUUCCAGAAGUCCAGUGGCCUCAGCUCCAGGGUCUCCUCACCCGCCCGCCUUUAACAGCUUUAGUAACCAGCCACCUCCACUUCCAGAGAAAAAAAUGGUCAACCGCACCGUGUCGGCUCCCGAUAGCGGGAUUGGAAGACCCUUUGUGCGAGCUUACCCACGCCUCCCAUUCACUGGCUCGGAGAGCAACGUGUGUCGACCUGCUGAUGUCGGCUCCAGGUCCAGUUUACCGUCCAGCCCUGUUGACCCGCGACCCAUUUUCUCUUCCAACGAGUCUCUGGAGCGUUGCCAUGCCCCGCUAAGCCGACCCUCGAGGUCUCGGACACUGGAUGAGCCACUGAAGACUCACGGGCGUCUGGGCGUCCACUGCCGAAGCAGCGCCACGUGCUCCUCUUCCCCCCAACUCAGCAUGCCCUUCUCAGCCUCAGAGCCAGGUUCUGCACCUAAUUUGGGCUCCAGUCUGCAGCUCCAGACCCUUUUGAGCAACAUAGACAGCAGGGAGGGAGUGUACUCCAAACUGGGAGGCCUGUACGCCGAGUCUCUGCGGCGUCUGGCUCUAAAAUGUGAGGAUCACUUCACUCGCUCCCAGAGGAACCCACUUAGGUUUGAGGAGAGCAACUGGUCUCUGUUCAGGCUCACCUCCAACAAGCCGAGCUGCAACUCAGGAGAUGCUGUGUACUACUCUGCUGCCUGCGCCUCAGACCCCAACAACUCCUACGCUGUAAAGAUCUGUAAGAGUCCAUCCAUGGAGGCCAAACAGGGCCAUCUGUAUGGUCUGUCAGUGCAGCAGAGCAUGCCUCCCCACUUCAACCUCCAGCAGGACUGUGGCCACUUCCUCGCUUGUGUCCCCCAGAGCAUGUUGCCUUCCGACGAAGUCUCUCUGCCCUCCACACCUGCUUCAUCGCUGCCUCAGCCCUCCGUGUGUACACCUGGCCAACAGGUAGAACGAGAGCGAGUGGUGGUCAUCACCUCCGAGAUCCCUCGGCAGACGGCGGCUGAUUUCGUUCGGGAGUGGGCGGCGUUCCAUAAAACUCAGCCAGAAGUCUAUGAGCGCCGUGUAUGUUUCCUCCUCCUGCAGCUCUGUAGAGGUCUGGAGCACUUGAAGGAGCACGGGGUCACGCACCGCGACCUCUGCCUCGAAAACCUGCUGUUGGUGCCUCAUAUCCGCAGGGCCUCCCAGUUCCCCCAACAAACCACCACCGACAAUGGCACCAGUAAUGGUUCAAGUGGUGUAGACAGUCAGCGCCACCUUCCCCGGCUCCUCAUCAGCAAUUUCGCCAAGGCCAAGCGUCGCUCCUCCGAGGAUGCCGCCUCAACCAGCGUGGACCCUCGCAUCAAACGUGACCACGCCAGAUUGGCACCCGAGAUCGUCUCAGCAGCACAGUACCGGAAAUUUGACGAGUUCCAGACGGGCAUCUUGAUCUAUGAGCUCCUCCACCAAGCCAACCCAUUUGAGGUGAGUCCAGCUCUGAAGGAACAAGACUACCGCUGUGAAGAGUUGCCUCCAAUCCCCUCCGUCUCCCUUUACUCCGCCGGCCUCCAGAGGCUGGCCCAGCUCCUGCUGCAACCCGACCCCAUCAAACGCAUCCACAUCCAGGAGGCCAAGCGCAUACUGCAGAGCCUGCUCUGGGGCCCCAGGAAAGACCUGAUGGAGCAGCAGUGGGAGAGACACGGACAGGGGGUGGGCUUUGUCGACGGAUCCCGACACGAGGGCCUCCUGAACUGGCUGGAUGUGAAGCGGGCCCUGCUGAUGAUGAAGUUCGCUGAGCGAUCACUGGAGCCCGAGAGGAACGCAGAGCUGGAGGACUGGCUGUGCUGUCAGUACUUUUCCUCGGCUCACCCUCCUGUCGCUCUGUCACACUGCUGAGCUGCUCUACUCCCUAAAGUGACGGCUCACUUUAGGGUUCAAAAUGUGUGUAUGAGAAAGACCAAUAAUGUCAAAGUUAAUGUCUAGACACUAUGGAUGGGAGAUACUGUGAACUUACCCACCUGUUUGCGCUACUGCUGCAUGCAUGAGAGCCAUGCAUUAACCUAACGUCCACUCUUUUACACAAACAGUAUCCUGCUACAGACUCUGUCUCUGUCAACUUAGCAAAGAAAUGAGCUGUGAAAAAUUCAUCUGUUUUUAAAUGUUUAAAUGUUCUGUAACGACAAAAUCAUGAAAGCAUUCACUCUCCGACUGGAAUCGCUUUGUGCCAGUGAUGCUGAUAAAUACAUCUGUAAAGAAAAGGAAGAAUAUGGACAGUAUUCAUAAUCCUAUUAUGAAUAGGAUACAAUAGGACACAAUACAGUGUCAAAGUUUCAUAUUUGACACUGUAUUGUGUGUAUUUAUUAAGACAUUUUACCCACUAAGAACAGGCUAAUAAUUCAUAACCUUAUUCUGUGUCAGCCAGCUUUGCUAAGUAAUGUACAGCUAAUGUCUACGUAAAUGUGCAGCUAACGUUUCAUUUGAAAAGAAAUAUGAGGUCACUAGCAGACUACCACUGUUUAUUCAUGGGCACAUAGGGGCGUAUACUGUAUACUGUGUAAACAACACACCGUUUCUUUAACCAGAUCCACAGGAAGGUAACAGAAUGCCUAUCCCUCAGUGAAUACUGGUUGCACAAUCCUUGUUAGACAGCAUUGCAUAAUAAAGACUUGGUAUGAGUUCAUCAUAAUUCACACUGUCUAACACAACUCAUUCAUUAGAUUGACAAAACAAAUGGCAACGUUAGUGAUUGCUUCUACUGAAUGGAUGCCCACUUUUUCCUUACACUUACUUUAAGUUCAUAUUUAAAUGUUUUGACAUUUGUCACAGUGCCUUUUGUUCUUUGUAUAUCUUACAGUGACUCAGAAGCCAAAUGUAAAUAUUACUGAUCAUUCGUCCUUUGUGAUACUGGCCUUUCACCGAAUGUUUUAGAAACAACUUUGUACAGUAAUUUGUAGAUGAAAUUAGAAGAAAAAAUGAGCCCAAGCAGGUCUUAAAAAGCCAUGAAUACGAGCAGCAGUUCAAACUAUUUAUGCUAUAAUUCGUUAUCCUGUAGUAGUCACUGGAAUUUCUGUUUAUUUUCAUAUGUGGAUUAUCAAGUUCUUAUUUUUUUGUGCAGCUGGGCCUGUUGUUUGCGUCCCGUGUCCCAUGUAGGCUGCAGAGAAAGCUUCAAGUUCAUGGGUAUUUUAUCUCCAACAAAGGAUUUCCUAAUAAAGUCCAGAAUUGAACAGCCUGCACCAGGUUUUAGUCCAUGACUGACUGACAGGGUCACAACUCACAACUAAUGCAUUAUUGAUUUGAAUUAUUUAGUGUGUGCCUCACCUAUUUGCAUCUAUCAAUAAACUGUGCAUAUAUUUUCUCACAGUA
Molecule: messenger RNA, 5866 nt
Organism: Sebastes umbrosus (honeycomb rockfish)
Lineage: Eukaryota; Metazoa; Chordata; Actinopteri; Perciformes; Sebastidae
Product: inactive tyrosine-protein kinase PRAG1-like
Exons: 6
Coding region: 395-4399 (1334 amino acids)
Biological process (GO): protein phosphorylation
Molecular function (GO): protein kinase activity; ATP binding
Source: RefSeq, a predicted model, not a curated record